CGUCAGGCCGUGAGAGCUCCACACUGCGGCUGCGCAGAUCCCGCCGGUGCUGCCGUCCUCUCUGCUCGUGUUCCUCCGUGUUCCUGCGUCGGUCUCCGGUCAUAACCAGGAAUGUUGGGGGCGGUGGUCGUCGGCGUCGGCACGGCCGGCUGCGUCCGGAUCAGAGACAUGUUGAAGCCGCUGGCCGGCAGCUCCGCCGAGAAGAUGGAGGUCCGGGGGUUCGUGUCCAGGAGGGAGCUGGGUCCCCAGCAGGGGGUGGACCAGAUCCCGCUGGACGCCGCCCUGACCCGGGACGACAUCCAGGCCGCCUUCAUCUGCACCGAGAACCAGUCCCACGAAGACUACGUCAGGAAGUUCCUGCAGGCGGGGAAGCACGUCUGCGUGGAGUACCCCAUGGCCAUGUCCCACCGGGGGGCCCUGGAACUCUGGGACCUGGCCCAGCAGAAAGGGCUCAUCCUUCAUGAGGAACACAUCGAGCUGCUGUCAGAAGACUUCAAGGCUCUGAAGACGGAGGUCCAGGGGAAAGUCCUGCAGGAAGGGACUCUCCACUUCACCGGGGGCGCCCUGAAGCCGGGGUUUGGGUUCCCGGCGUUCAGCGGCAUCGCUCGCCUCACCUGGUUGGUCGAGCUGUUCGGAGAGCUCUCUGUUACCGCGGCAACGAUGGAGGAGGACUCUGGGAGCGGCUACACCAAGAUGACCGCUAAGCUGCUGACCGGUGACGGCAGGCCGCUGACGUGGGUGGAGGAGCGGCAGGCCGGUCUCCCCCGGGCCAAGAACAUCCAGCUGGUGUUUGAGUCCGGCACCGUGAGCCGGGUCCCUGCAGCUCCCCGGGGGACGGUGGGACUGUUCAUGCAGGACCUGGUCCUGUUCUCCAACAAGCUGCUGGGCCUGGUGGCCCCGGAGGAUCUGCAGACGGAGAGAGUCCGGGUCCUGCACUGCCUGGACCUGGCUGACCGGAUCCAGCAGCUCUGCCAGGGCUAACCGGGA
Molecule: messenger RNA, 987 nt
Organism: Cololabis saira (Pacific saury)
Lineage: Eukaryota; Metazoa; Chordata; Actinopteri; Beloniformes; Belonidae
Gene: blvra
Product: biliverdin reductase A
Exons: 7
Coding region: 112-981 (289 amino acids)
Biological process (GO): heme catabolic process
Molecular function (GO): nucleotide binding; biliverdin reductase [NAD(P)H] activity; zinc ion binding
Source: RefSeq, a predicted model, not a curated record